AUGCUUCUCCACGAGUGGGCCAUGGCUAGGACAUGGCUGCUGCUGCUUCUGGGCGUCAGGUGUCAGGCUCUACCUUCAGGCAUCGCUGGCACCCCCUUUCCGUCGCUGGCUCCACCCAUCACACUGCUGGUAGAUGGAAGGCAGCACAUGCUGGUGGUUUGCCUGGUCCUCGAUGCGGCACCCCCUGGCCUUGACAACCCUGUCUGGUUCUCAGCUGGCAAUGGCAGUGCCCUAGACGCCUUCACCUAUGGGCCCUCUCUGGCACCGGACGGCACCUGGACUAGCCUGGCCCAGCUCUCCUUGCCCUCUGAAGAUCUGGAAGCCUGGGAGCCCUUGGUCUGUCACACCAGGCCUGGGGCUGGGGGCCAGAACCGGAGCACACACCCCCUCCAACUGUCAGAGGAAUCUUCGACAGCCAGGAGCUGCUUUCUGGAGCCUCUCCCGGGGACACAGCGGCAGGUACUGUGGCUAAGCCUACUGCGCCUGCUCCUCUUCAAACUGCUUCUGUUCGAUGUGCUCCUGACCUGCAGCCGCCUCCGCCUCCAUGUGCUGGCCGGCCAGCACCUCCAGCCACCACCCUCACGCAAGUCCCUGCCUCCCACCCACAGAAUUUGGACAUAG
Messenger RNA from Mus caroli (Ryukyu mouse), 621 nucleotides. RefSeq names its product pre T cell antigen receptor alpha (gene Ptcra). Lineage: Eukaryota; Metazoa; Chordata; Mammalia; Rodentia; Muridae. Gene Ontology annotation, biological process: negative regulation of thymocyte apoptotic process. The record is from RefSeq and is a predicted model, not a curated record.